This is a messenger RNA of Oppiella nova, 1704 nucleotides long. Lineage: Eukaryota; Metazoa; Arthropoda; Arachnida; Sarcoptiformes; Oppiidae. The record is from the annotation of a GenBank genome assembly.
AUGGUUAAAAUAUCGCUCACUAUUCGAGUGAACGAUGUUUUGCAUGAAUUAGUGCACGAAAAUAAGCGACUAUUGAAUGAGUUAUUGGUUUCCAACAAAUGUCUCAUUAAAUUGAAGACACAUUUGACUGCAAUUUACGAGAGGUUUGAGACUAAUAUAACGCCAGAAGACCGACAAGUGUUGAGUGAUGUCCAGCAGGAGUUGGAUGCAGUGGACCACCGAUCCAGUGAUGAUCGUAUGGACGGUGAGUGUUCGCUACCAUCUGCACUACGGCUUCUGCGCGACUUCUCAUGUGGUUAUUUACCAAGGGUUAACCCCAGUGCUUCUUCUGUUGUUUGCGUUGCAAAGCCGCUAAAAACAUUACUUCUGAGCCUGCUCCAGUAUGUGAAACGCAAACCCCUUUUGGCUGCAAAUAAAAGCGGCAAAAGUUUGACCGAAAAUAUUGGCGACGAUUACAGCGACUGUAAUAAAGUUGCGAAACAAGUGAAGAAAAUGAGGCGUAAAGUGAAGAGAGUUUAUACGUUAGACACGAAUAUAAGGCCAUUUAAAUGUGAUUACAAUGGCUGCGAAUAUAAGUCUAAAACAAAGGGUAUAUUGAAGACUCACAUGAGAGUGCAUGUAAACAACCCUGAUAAGGUUGUGGUGAUUCCCCCAAACUACUCAUAUUUGAGACAAUGCUACGAUUUAAGGACCAAUUCAUACAUUUGCCCAGAGAUUGGGUGCCAAAAGAGCCUGGCUAACUAUGACGGAAUAAAAAUACACACCAGAGAUGUUCACUCGACGCGAUCGUUUGCGUGCGAUUACCCCGAGUGUCACAAAAGUUUAUUUAGCGCUGUUGACAAUCCAAAUGUGUUUUACGAAGUGUUGGGCUCAUUCGCUAAGUUCACAGGCGUGUCGCUGACGCCGAUGCUUUGCCGGCAGUCUAGAUUAGACUUCGGAGUGAGGCAUUCAAGCGAGAGAUCGUAUGCGUGUCCAGUAGACGGCUGUCCGAAGGCGUUCAAGUGCUCGCGAACUCUGUUGGCGCACUCAGUGGUGCACAAGAGUGAGGCGACCAUCAGGUGUACCGUCGAUGGCUGCGCGCAACUGUUUCGGCGAUACUCUCAGAUGACAAGGCAUAGGGUUGUUGUGCAUAAUUUCGCGCCUUAUGUGAGGCCUAACCCCAAGAGGAGGAUUAAGUACGCGUGCGAAUGGCCCGGAUGUGACUAUAAGGGCACUACGGAUCGGCUGAAGUUACAUAAGCUGACGCACACGGGGGAGAAGCCGUGUGCGUGCGAUUGGCCGGAGUGUGGCAAACGGUUCGCGACGCCUAAGUGUUUGAGAGAUCACAAGAAUAUUCACUACAAUAGGAAACCAUAUGCGUGUCAUUGGCCCGGAUGUGCCUAUAGGUGCAUCUUUCCUGUCAUACAUAUAGAGGUGUUUACGGAUAGGUCUUCAGCUGAACGUGAAGCGAUGGCCGCCAAACGGAUCACCCAAUCGGCCAUUGAUUGGACCAAAUUCGCGCAGAUUGUGCCCAAGACUGAGCGACAGAUGUUCAACGCAUUCAAAGCCAAGUCCGACGGUUACCUCCGAAGGAUGCUGUCAUACCCGGAGACGGCGCCGAAGAUCGAUUGGGCCUAUUAUAAGCAGAACAUCACCGCCAAGUCAGUGGUGGACCAGUUGGAGGCGUCCUACAAGGCGUUGAACAUCACGUACCCCGUGGACAAC